UGGGCACUGCACGGAGGGGAGCAUAGAGGCGGGUGCUGGCGCUGUGCUGUUAAGGCCUGGGGUGCUGAAGACAAAUGCACCCCAACUGCCCCUUGCUUAUCUCUCUCCCUCAAGUCUGAUAACCCACCACAGCAUCUCAGCCCCGCCAGUCCCUUGCUUCGGUCCCCGCAGCUCGCCCAUCGCUGGCAGGCGCUGCCGCGUCCCUCCCUGGCCCGUCCCAGCCUGCACCGAGCCGCUAUGUGUCGGGGCUGCUGAGGAGCUGCGGUCCCCCUGGGCUCCGUGCUGCCCCGGGUUCGGUCUGCGCCCAGCCACUCCCGCGGGGCUGGAUGCAGCCUGCUUCUGCGGCCGGCCUCGGGCUCUGAACUUGGCGCGGAGCAGCAGAUCCAGGCGGUGCCAUGGCCGAGGGGCAGGCAGCCUCCGGGGCCGACUGGGAGAUCGACGUGGAGAGCCUGGAGCUGGACGAGGGCGAGGAGCAGCUGGGGGCCUGCCUGCUGCAGGGCGGCGGGCCGGGGGAGCAGGAGGACGAGGAGGACGACGAGGAGGAGGAGGACGGGGAAGAGGAGGGGGCGGCCCCGCGGGCCCCUAGCCAGCCCAAGCAGCAGCAGGUGGAGCAGAGGAAGCUGAGCCGGACCCCGAAGUGCGCCCGCUGCCGCAACCACGGCGUGGUGUCCUGCCUGAAGGGCCACAAGCGCUUCUGCCGCUGGCGGGACUGCCAGUGCGCGAACUGCCUGCUGGUGGUGGAGCGGCAGCGGGUCAUGGCCGCCCAGGUGGCGCUCCGGAGGCAGCAGGCCACUGAGGAUAAGAAGGGGCUAUCAGGGAAACAGGCUAAUUUUGAGCGCAAAACAGUCUACCAGAGGCCUGUCAGGACGCCCAGCUUGCUGGCCAAAAGCAUUUUAGAAGGUUAUCGCCCCAUGCCAGCAGAUCCUUACCUGGGAGGGAAUUCACCAUUGCCACCCCCUGUAAGUGACAGGAUGAGAAAAAGACGGGCCUUUGCUGAUAAAGAGCUGGAGAACAUUAUGUUAGAGAGAGAGUAUAAAGAAAGGGAGAUGAUGGAAGCCACUCAAGCUGCUGCCCUUUUCCUGCCUAACCAUAUGGUGCAUGGAACUGAAUACAAUUCCUACAAAACUGCCUUUAACCCUACCCAGGUUGAAUCUCCUAGCAAGGAGUUUUGCAACUUCUUACCAACCUGUCUUGACUUAACCAUGCAGUAUUCAGGAUCUGGGAAUAUGGAACUGAUUUCUUCAAACGUCAGUGUAGCCACUACCUACAGGCAAUAUCCCUUGUCCUCCAGAUUAUUGGUAUGGCCAAAGCGUAGCCCCAUUAGUGAUGCUUUUCUCUAUCAGCAAUGCCUACUGAAUGCUACUGCAGUCCAAGCUCUCAAACCUGGGGCAGCCUGGGACUCCAAGACUUCACAAGGCCAGGAUUGUGUAAAUUCAGAGCAGGACAUGAUGUCACCAAAAACUGAAAAUUCACUUGUGCUUUCUCAUGCUCGAGAAAUUCAGUGUGUCCCUCAGGAGGCCCGUGAGAGGUCUGCUUUCUCUCCUCCUAAAAGGACUUUUCCACAGACUUGUGAGAAGGAUUCUCUGGCUUCUCAAGAACACAUCUUAAGCAAGAUCAGCAAAGAAAAUACCAAGCACCCUCAAGCACUCAAGUAUAAUCCGUUCCACUCAUUUUUACAGCAAACAUUUCAUGACAGAUCAGGGCCUGAGUUAAAAACAUCAUUUGUAAAAGAGAGUUUUGAAGAGGCAUCUAAGAAGUACAGAGAGUGCUCCAUCAAAGAGAACCAAAAGUACAAAUUUACAAUAGACAGAUACUCAAAAGACUUUUUUGGGGCCAAACAAGCUGCAACAAAACUCUCAGCAAAUGAGCCUCUAUCAUUCUCUGUUGAAUCAAUCCUUAAACGACCCUCUUCCGCAGUCACUAAUGUCUUGCAGUAACAUCAAGUUUAAAUGUUUGCCAUCUGCAAAGUUGCUGCCACCUGCUUUUUCUCUCCAAAGAUUCGUACAAAGGACUUUGUUAUGUAAAUGGUGAUUUAAAAAAAACCCGUGUACAUAAGUAUGCAUGUUUUCUCUCAUGAAAAUAAAUAUUUAAAUUUAAAAAAUGAAAAUGGUGCAUGU
Messenger RNA from Mauremys mutica (yellowpond turtle), 2117 nucleotides. RefSeq names its product doublesex and mab-3 related transcription factor 2 (gene DMRT2). Gene Ontology annotation, biological process: regulation of transcription by RNA polymerase II; sex differentiation. The record is from RefSeq and is a predicted model, not a curated record. The coding region runs from base 396 to 1937 and encodes 513 amino acids. Lineage: Eukaryota; Metazoa; Chordata; Testudines; Geoemydidae. Gene Ontology annotation, cellular component: nucleus. The transcript has 4 exons. Gene Ontology annotation, molecular function: RNA polymerase II cis-regulatory region sequence-specific DNA binding; DNA-binding transcription factor activity, RNA polymerase II-specific.